Messenger RNA from Naegleria gruberi, 618 nucleotides. RefSeq lists its product as uncharacterized. NCBI's taxonomy places the organism in Eukaryota, Heterolobosea, Eutetramitea, Acrasida, Naegleriidae. The coding region runs from base 1 to 618 and encodes 205 amino acids. The transcript has a single exon. The record is from RefSeq and is a predicted model, not a curated record.
AUGUUACUUUUACUCUUUCCCAUUGUUAUUUGCAUUCUAGUUGCUGUUGGAACUGCCUCGCUCGACGUUCAACAAAAAGAAUAUCAAAAUGUUGGUGGAAUUUUCAACACAAUUUUGUGUUUCGUAUUUUUGACAAUGAAUGGAGGAGGUGUAGUGCUGAUUGAAAUAUACAAAAGAAUUAGGUAUGCAAAAUCUCAAAAGACCAAUUCAGCAGAUGAUUUGGAAAAUAUUUUGAAAAACGAAGAUUUGUUCAAUUUAUUUAGAGAAUAUUCUGAAAAGGAGUUUAGUUUGGAGAAUAUUGAAUUCUAUUCAGUCAUGUUGAAAUUGAAAGUGCAGAAAGUGGUGAGUGAGAAAGAGUUGGAUGAAAUUGAUGAUACUUUCAUUAAGAAUUAUUCGAAAUAUGAAGUGAACUUACCUUCAAGUUGUAAACGAGAAUUUUACAAACUCAAAGAACAAGCACAAGAGAAAACACACCAAGUUGAAUACUCUGCCUUGUGGCAAGUUUUUGGAAAUGAUUUGGUGUUGAACAUGAUGGAUACCUUCAGAAGAUUGCAAGAAACUUCAAACUAUAGUCAAUGGGAAUCCGUUUCUAAAUAUCAGAAACACAUUCAUCCUUAA